Salvia hispanica is the source of this 1118-nucleotide messenger RNA. RefSeq names its product putative F-box protein PP2-B12. Gene Ontology annotation, molecular function: protein binding. The record is from RefSeq and is a predicted model, not a curated record. Lineage: Eukaryota; Viridiplantae; Streptophyta; Magnoliopsida; Lamiales; Lamiaceae.
CGCUGAAGUAAGUAGACGAAGAUUUUUGGAACGGUUUCUACCAAAUUCAGAGAGAGGGAGAGAGAGAGAGAGAUAUGGCGGUGGAGAGUUCGGAUGACAUCUACGUUCUGCCAGAAGAUUGUAUAGCCACCGCGCUUUCGCUCACCAGCCCUAAGGACGCUUGCCGUCUCUCGGCGGUCGCCUCCACAUUCCGAUCCGCCUCCGAAUCCGACGCCGUUUGGGCCCGCUUCCUUCCCUCCGACUAUCGAGACCUAAUUUCCCGUGCUCUCGACGGUGGCGAUUCACUUCUUUCUAAAUUUCGUACUAAGAAAGACCUCUAUCUUCACCUCUGCGAUCAUCCGAUUGUAAUUGACGAUGGCCGCCAGAGUUUCCAAUUGGAGAAGCUGAGUGGUAAGAAAUGUUAUAUGUUAUCUGCAAGGGACCUCUACAUUGUGUGGGGAGAUACUCCUCAAUAUUGGCGAUUCAUCAGUCUCCCUGAAUCCAGGUUUCCAGAGGUGGCAGAGCUCCUCGAUGUUUGUUGGUUUGAAAUAAGGGGGAAGAUAAAGAUGAGCAUGCUAUCUGGUGGCACUAAUUAUGCAGCAUACCUUGUGUUCACUAGCAAGUCAAGGAUAUAUGGAUUUGAUCAUCAAUAUGCGGAUGGUUAUGUGGGAGUCAGCGGGCGUGAAAGUGAGAAACGUAACGUUUGUUUGGAUCCAGAUGGAGUGCAGAGGCAUAGAUAUCAGAUUGUACCGAGACGUGUAGGGUGGUUCUACCACCGCUUAACUCAAAUGCGAAACCCGGAAGCCAUGCUGCCUGAGGAGGAAACGGAGUAUCCAAAGCAGAGAGACGACGGGUGGAUGGAGGUAGAGCUGGGAGAGUGGUUUGUAGAGGAAGGACAAGAUGGAGAGCUGGAGGCAAGUGUGAUGGAGGUGAAGGGAGGAAACUGGAAGAGUGGGAUCAUUGUUCAAGGGAUUGAGAUUAGACCUAAAGAGAGAAAGUAGAUAGACACAUUAUUAUUCUCAUGCUGAUCAAUGUUCAUAGUAAUUGUCUGUAAGAAUUUCUUGUAAUGUUCGGUGUUGUUAUCGUUGUAUUGUCAUGUUGUUCUCUUAACUUCUGAUGUAAGAUUGUCAUGUUGUUCU